AUGUCGGAUAAAAUACUCGAAGGUUUACAAAAAAAUUUACAAAAAGAACUUGAUUCUUUUAGAAGCUGUCAAAAAGAAUAUCAAAAAGCAAUUACCAAAAGGCAGCAAUUAGAUGCUCAAUUAAAUGAAAAUACCUGUGUUAAAAAUGAAUUAGACUUACUCGAAGAAGAUGGUGAAGUAUUUAAAUUAAUAGGGCCAGUAUUAAUGAAACAAGAUUUAGAGGAAGCCAAACAAAAUGUUGCUAAAAGAAUAGAAUAUAUUUCUGGAGAAAUGUUGGAUAAUAUGAUAGCAGACAUAGAUAAAAAACAAAAUGAACACAGGGAUUCAUUAAUAACGUUGCAGAAAAAUAUGCAAGAUGCUUUGACAAAAUCAGCGAAAAAAGGAUAA
This is a messenger RNA of Pediculus humanus corporis (human body louse), 387 nucleotides long. RefSeq lists its product as uncharacterized. Bases 1 to 387 code for a protein of 128 amino acids. Gene Ontology annotation, biological process: protein folding; chaperone-mediated protein complex assembly. The record is from RefSeq and is a predicted model, not a curated record. Gene Ontology annotation, cellular component: prefoldin complex; cytoplasm. NCBI's taxonomy places the organism in Eukaryota, Metazoa, Arthropoda, Insecta, Psocodea, Pediculidae. The transcript is spliced from 3 exons. Gene Ontology annotation, molecular function: protein-folding chaperone binding.